GCGCGCGAUUGACUCCCAUCGUCUGAAUAAAGCACAACGCUGCUCCAUAUGCAUCUAUCAUUGUACUGAUAAAAGUGGGGAGAGUAAAACGACGAUGGAGAAGGCCUUUCUUACCGAUGGAUAUGUGCGAGAAGGGCUUUUUUUUCCAUAGUGCGUACGCAACGAGGCGAGAGCGAAUGCGUUCGCUAUGCAUUGCAACGCUAUCGACAUUUAUGUAAGAAUAAACGCGCUAAUCUACGGAGCGUAGUUUUCGCACCGUUAAAAUUACAACUUGGAUUAUAACCGACGGAAACAAUUCGAGUAAAGAUCAAAAUCUCUGUUUUACUACUGGGAACUUAUAAACGUAAUAAUAAAAGGUCCUUUAUUGAAUCUCACUUGAUUACCACGAUGAUGACAUUUACAAAUCAGCGUUUUUUAACGAAAACUCCGACGGGUGACAGUCUUACGCUCUCUUCCGCGUUUUAUUUCGCGCGGGAGUUAUUAAUAAAAGCAUCCUCGUCGCGCAUUGCGUCGCGUUGCGCUCUACACAAGGCCUUCAUAUAUGCGGCGGUUUCUUCCGCGGCGAGAUUGUCUCACGGCCUGUAAUCAGAGUCGCUAGAUCUUUCCGCCGGGGCUAAUUAGAAGCGAGGGAUGAAAGGAUUCCUGCGCGGACAAUCAACAGCAUUGCACUGUCGUAGACGUGAUGGCUGUCUUCGUUUCGGACUUUCUUGCUAAUGAAGUUAACUGGCGAUUACGUUAUCGCUCUCUCGGUUGUUUGUUACGUGGAACAUACUGUCGGAAAACUUACGUAUCAAUUAUACAUAUAGAUCUUUGCAAUAAGAAAAUUACUUUCAAAUAAUGGAGGUUUAAUUUUUUCGCGCGAAAACAAACAAACAGAAAAAAAAGAAGCUCGUGAUCGUAAAACGGUAUCGAUUCAAACGGUUCAAUUUAGAAUGAAAACAACAGAGUCGAGAGUGCAACGAACCGUAGCGAUUGUUCGUCAUAUUGCCGAUUUCCGCGUGUCGUCGUGUAAUAGUCACGUCGCCGUGCCGCUUUUACAGACGUACAUAUACCCUAUCUGCGCGCACGUGCACGAAGAGAAGACUUGCGGCGUAUUACAUGCAUAUCUAAUAACAUACGGCGCGGGUAAAUAGCUUCCGUGAAGAGCUCGCGCAUCUUCCUUUCGGAAACACUCCGAGUCGGUGUUUGACGCAUCAUUUAUUCCGUUAUUGCGAUCACACUUAUUAUGAGUAAACUCUGGGCAAAUCGAGAAUAGCAAACAGUCUGUAAAAAUCAAUCCAAGUAUAUUUUCUAUAUAAAAAAAAAAAAAUAAGUAUAAAACUUUUAUUUUGUGACUCUAUAUUCGUAGAUCGUUUGAGCAGUUAUUGCAGUCUCUGACUUUUGCUGACAUUAAAGUUAGUUGAGUCUGUAUAAUUCAACUUUCCCACGGUUCAGUUAACACCCGGUAAUUCCGAUUGAUUGUUUCCUCGCAUAAAAUCAUGUUUCUCAUAACGCGCGCGCGUUGGCGGCUGCCAAAUCAAUCUCCACGCUCUCGCGUGUUGUUACACAUAUUUCGUAACUUCAGACUCGGAAAAAAUUGAAGUAAAUAGAGAGAAGAGAUGAACGAUAUUUCCAUCAGAUUUACACACAUUUCAAUAAUCGCUGAGUAAAAUGUGUCCUUAGCUAAUCGAAAAUCAGCGAAAUCGAUUGCAAAUGAAAAUCGCAUGAUGUACAAGUCAAUUUGACGGUUAAGAUUUGUCAGAAUCUGCAAUUUCCAACAUGUCAACAAGUAGCAAUGAAUCGGACGAAGACUUUCGACAGAUUUGUGGCAAGAAGCUGCAAAUCUCGGGAUAUCGUCGCGCCGAACAUUCGGAUCUCGUGCAUUUGGAUCGUCUAAUACGUCCGGCGACUUACGAAAUCUUCGGUGACGUAAACGUGGGACGAGUCUACGAGACUUCCUGCCUCUCGAUGGUCCAGCAUAACGAGAGAUACGACAUCAUUUCGGGAAUAUGUCUCUGCAAUUAUCCCAAUGUUUCGUCCGUCCCGACAUCCGACUGGUUGACCUGGUUAAAAACGCUCUAUGGGAUCUCCACCGUGACAGAAAGAAACACGAAGUUCGUGCAUUUUCUCGCGUGGGACGAGCGCUACACGGACGAGUUCCUCAAAGAGUUGUUGAUCGCGGUCUUCGACAUCACUGUCUAUUGCCAGCACGUGAUCCUCGUGAUACCACCUCGGGUUACGCCAGCGGACGUGUUCGAGCGAGAGAUGACUAGGAUCUUGCCUGAAAACACGCGGGAUACUGACGCGCCGCAAUUUCUGUAUCUGAUCGAUCGGUAUCGGUUAUGUCCAAAGUUGAGAAUACGGAAAGUCGUAGAGGAGGACAACGACGACGUGAUAGAGAUCAUCAACGGUGAAAGGGCGCAAUCGAAAGAGUUAUACGGGGACUAUUACGUCAGCGAGAUAAUUCGUUAUCCGGACGGCCGUCGUCAAUUGAUUGUCGGCGAGGAUGCUGACGGUACCGCGCAAGGCGUUGCGUGUCUCACCUCCAAGAUCGACGUCGACACGCUGAACGAGAAUUUCGAGUUGACGCCGUACAAUGGUCUGAGGAGGCCGCACGAAAGCGACGACGCGACAAUCAGCGUUAGCGAAGUAAUUACGGAGCUUCUCCGCUCUGUUUUUUCGCGGGAAUACACGCCGCGAUUCGAUCGCAGUGCGAAAUACAAUGCAUCUUCUCGAGCGACGAAAGAGAUUGAAGACGAACAAAUCUGUGAAGUAACAAGCGAGAAGAGCAUCGGCGACGUAAUUCCGCGGCGUUUGAUGUAUCGCGGCGAAGCAAACGCCUUUAUCAUGGAGAUCUUAGCGAUGCGCGAACCAGCGAGACCCCAUUGGUCCCACGAUUUCCUGGAGGCCGCUUUCGAUUGCUUCCCGUGUUUGGAAUAUUGCGCGAUUCUCCUCCCAUCGUCGCAUCCGUGCUAUCAGUAUCUUCAAUAUUUCACGCGUGUACCGUUGAGAUACAACAAAGAUUUUCCGAUGUCGUUGUACGUCGUGCACCGAGCGGCUCUUCGCGAGAAGAUCGAGUGUCGUCGAGCUCAAGCGCGCGAUCGAGAAGCCGUGAAAGAACUUUUGUCCGUUGUAUCGACGAAGCAACUAAUCCUAACCGACUUCGAUCACGCGACGGAUCGUCUGCAGCUCGACUUCGACUGCUUCAUCUUCGAAUGCAACGACACGAUACUCGGGCUCGCUAUAUUGCGUGCUGAGAAACAAGCAAAUCGCAUCAGAAGUCAUCACCAUAUAGAAGAUUACGUAUCUGUGCGGAAUAUUCCUCACGACGGUUACGGUUGUCUUUUGCAUUUUGUUCUUACACCGAUUUUCUAUACUCAUCAUUCUUUUUUUUUCUGCGAGAUCGCGCGUCUGAGCGAAUUAACGGUAAUCUUCUCGCGUCUUCAUCAUCAAGAUGAGAGCACAUCGACUUCUCUCGCGUCUUGCCUGGACAGUAUGAUUCCGGUGAAUCCUCGCGGAUCAGCUGAAUAUGAGUUUCCAAUUAGUCCGAAACAUCUCGAUACCUUCGGAAACGACAUAAAUGAUGAAGUAAAUGAUAAUAGAUUUUCCUUAUUCGUGACAUCUCCGAGACUUGCAACGAUGCCUCGUGUCAAUAUCGAUACGAAAAUCGUUAUCGUCGGUGCGUCAGACUGCGGAAUCGCUUUCGCGGAACAUCUCGCUUUACGGUAA
Messenger RNA from Pseudomyrmex gracilis, 3708 nucleotides. RefSeq names its product cilia- and flagella-associated protein 61-like. NCBI's taxonomy places the organism in Eukaryota, Metazoa, Arthropoda, Insecta, Hymenoptera, Formicidae. The transcript has 9 exons. The record is from RefSeq and is a predicted model, not a curated record. The coding region runs from base 1759 to 3708 and encodes 649 amino acids.